Saitoella complicata NRRL Y-17804 is the source of this 984-nucleotide messenger RNA. RefSeq lists its product as uncharacterized. Lineage: Eukaryota; Fungi; Ascomycota; Saitoellomycetes; Saitoellales; Saitoellaceae. The transcript has a single exon. The record is from RefSeq and is a predicted model, not a curated record. The coding region runs from base 364 to 984 and encodes 206 amino acids.
GACGACCUCUUCACGUCGGAGCAGCAUUCGUUUCGGUCCAGCGUAGUCGCCGUGCUACCUGAGGUCGAAGGCUACUGUAAUUGAAGAAUGCUUAUAGAAGCAGACACCCCAAUCCAUGACGCCUGUGCCCUAGCUUGACUAUAUUUCCCACGCAUACGCUAGUGCAGUUGCAGGUCUGAAUUUCCCGAUGCGGAUGUGUUCAACAAGCAACCAACGUCACCGCGCCGAGUACCUCACUGAUGUAGCGGAGUAGCUCGAAGACGGUAUUACUUAAGAAGGCGUGGUGUCCUUCUUCUUUCGUAAACUAUAAGUUCUUCCUCCUCCCGACUCACUCCCACCACCAACUCUCCCCACUUUUUCACUAUGCCCAACACCUCCUCCAAGCUCCUCUUCCUCAGGAGAAAGUCCGCAACGGCCAGCCGCUACUCCUCCUCAGACGAAAGGUACGAAGAAACCAUCCGCCUCAUCCCCGUACCGAGAAACCUCCCAGAUCCCGACAGCCCGGAGGUCUUCACCACCCUCCUCGACAAGAAUAUCGCAGGGGAAUCGAUCUUCACCAUCUUCACACGCAAACGCUCAUCGAAACGCCAGGAAAGGAUGACGACUGUUAUCACGGAGAGGGAUAUCACCGACUGCGUCGAUGCCGGGCUCCUCGAAGAAAAGUCGGAGAUUAUGGCCGGGAACAAUACGCCCUUCCUCAACAGACGCAAGACGGCGAAGAAGUCGAAGAAGCUCAAGGUUGAGGAUGAGUACUUUACUGCUGAGCCAGCACCGACACGGUGUAACACCUUUGCCGUUACGGGUGUGCGGCCAACAAUGCUAAACGCCCCUGACCUUCGCGAGACGAAGGAGGAGCAAGUCGACCAUGGGAGCAAAGACAGGCCCAAGUUGCCUCGACGAGACGCGGCGAUGGACGUUAAAGACUUUGAAGAGUUCAGUGGUGUCGCUGAAUGGUACCAAAAGGAGUUGAGGGACUUGAUGUAA